Prinia subflava (tawny-flanked prinia) is the source of this 8334-nucleotide messenger RNA. RefSeq names its product transmembrane protein 161B (gene TMEM161B). The record is from RefSeq and is a predicted model, not a curated record. Lineage: Eukaryota; Metazoa; Chordata; Aves; Passeriformes; Cisticolidae. Bases 139 to 1599 code for a protein of 486 amino acids. The transcript is spliced from 12 exons.
AGGGGGGCCUUGCUGGUGGCGGGAUCCCGGCGUGACCUCGGCGUGCUCUGGUCGGGAGCGGCGGGCGGGCGGAUUUAUGUGCCGGGAGUGGGGCCGAGCGGGGCGGCAGCGGCGGCUGGCGGGGCCGGCGUGGGCACCAUGGGUGUGAUAGGUGUACAGUUGGUGGUUACCAUGGUAAUGGCUAGUGUCAUACAGAAGAUCAUACCUCACUAUUCUCUUGCUCGUUGGCUUCUCUGUAGUGGCAGCUUACGGUGGUAUCAACAUCCCACUGAAGAAGAACUGCGGAUUCUGGCAGGGAAGCAAAGAGGGAAGAGUAAAAAAGAUAGAAAAUAUAAUGGUCAUAUUGAAAACAAACCCUUAACCAUUCCAAAAGAUAUUGAUCUUCAUCUGGAAACAAAAUCUGUAACAGAAAGGGACACUAUUGCAUUGCAUUACUUUCCGGAAUAUCAGUGGUUGGUGGAUUUCACUGUUGCAGCUACAGUUGUGUAUGUGGUGACAGAAGCCUAUUACAGCAUCAUGAAGCCCUCACAAGAAAUGAAUAUCAGCAUAGUGUGGUGUCUGCUUGUCUUGGCUUUCGCAGUUAAGAUACUGUUUUCAUUGACUACCCAUUAUUUCAAAGUUGAGGAUGGAGGUGAAAGAUCAGUCUGUGUCACCUUUGGUUUUUUCUUCUUUGUGAAAGCAAUGGCAAUACUCAUUGUGACAGAAAACUAUCUAGAGUUUGGAUUGGAAUCAGGAUUCUCGAAUUUCUCAGAAAGUGCUAUGCAGUUUCUUGAAAAACAAGGUUUGGAAUCACAGGGUCCUGUGUCUAAACUAACCUUCAAAUUGUUCCUGGCUAUUCUGUGUUCACUUAUUGGUGCUUUUUUGACAUUCCCUGGCUUGCGACUGGCUCAAAUGCAUCUGGAUGCUCUGAAUUUAGCUACAGAAAGAAUAACACAAACAUUGCUACAUAUAAACUUCUUGGCGCCUUUAUUUAUGGUUCUGCUAUGGGUAAAACCAAUCACUAAGGACUACAUUAUGAGCCCACCUUUGGGCAAAGAGAGCAUUCCUUUAAUGUCAGAAGAUACAUUUGAUACCGUCAGAUUGUGGAUUAUAAUCCUGUUGUGUGUUUUACGGUUGGCUAUGAUGCGUCACCAUUUACAGGCCUAUCUGAAUUUAGCCCAGAAAAGUGUGGAUCAGAUGAAAAAGGAAGCUGGUAGAAUAAGUAUGGUUGAUUUACAGAAAAUGGUGGCUCGAGUAUUCUAUUAUCUCUGUGUAAUUGCACUGCAGUACGUUGCACCAAUGGUAAUGCUCCUUCACACAACUCUGCUCUUGAAAACACUAGGUAAUUAUUCUUGGGGCAUCUACCCAGGACUGAAUUCUGACACUCCAGUAGAAAACAGUCUGCUUCCCAAUUCUGCUUAUUCUGAGUCUCCACCUGCUGAUGGAAAGAUGAAAGUAACUGUAGUACAAAUAACAAUGGCUCUGGGAAGCCUAAAGAAUAUUUUCACUCCUCUCCUGUUCCGGGGACUCCUGUCUUUCCUCACCUGGUGGAUUGCUGCUUGCCUUUUUUCUACAAGCCUUUUUGGGCUCUUCUAUCACCAGUACCUGACUGUGGCAUGAACGAGUCAACUGACAGAGCAAGUGUGAGGUCAAAUUCUAGAUACAAACCCAGGCACCCAAGAGGAGAUGACGAGAAAAGGAAACUAUACAUGUGAAGAGAAAACAUAUCAUAAUUAUUUUUAAACACUUCCUUGGUGUUCUCAGGGUGAAUAAUCUUAAAAUGUUUAAAUUUGCAACUGGGUUUGUUAUUUUUGUUACCCAGAUGGUAGGUAACUAAUUCAGUUAUAGUUGUGGGACUGACUGACAUAAUUGUGUUGUGUAGAUGGUGGUAAGCGUGCUGAAAAGAUGUGACCUCUGAGUAUCUUGGUUUCCAUAAACAGCAAGCCAAACUCAAAAAUUUGUUUUUUAAGCAUCAACAGUCGCUGACUGAAUUCAAGGGGUACUGGACAUAGUGGUGGUGGCUGCCUAUCAAUUAAGUCUUGAAACUGAGCCAUACAGUGAAAGGAGAAAGAGGGGAUUUAAAAAAAAAUUCUGUUGGAUAGCUAUUGAUCACUUUUCUCCUUGGAAAAUGAAAUAAUCCAACAGGACAAAAGAGAUGCUGUAUAUUACAGUAAGAAGAGUUGUAUAAAAUAUAAAUUUAACAGGAGUAGAUGUAUGUACCUGACAGGUAUUGCUGCCUACAUAUUUUGCAGGAGUGCUUGUGCGGUAAGAAAAGAGUUAUAACAAAUAUAUUAUUUCAGUCCCUGCAGUCAUUUUAAAGUAAUGGCCAUCUGUAUUGGUGCUAGUAUUGAUCCACAGACUGCAUCUGGAUCUUUUAAAUUUCUUCUUUUGAGGUAGUAGAUAAAUUCCAUUGAAUUUACAAAAGAAUAGAAAAUAAUUAGUGACACCAGUCAAACAUUUCUAAACAAAACAGUUUAAUCCUGCUGACUGACAGUGUAUGUAUAUGUGUAACGUACAUAGAAAUAUAUAUUAUAUAUUAAAUAUAUAAUAUAUAUGAAAGUAUGAAAUAUGGAAUCUUUAUUUUAAAUUCCUGAAUGUAUCUUACAGGGCUGUGGGAGAGGGGUGUAUGUGUAUCUAGUAAUUUCAAGAUUCCCUUUUGAAAUGAAACUUUUAAAUUUUAUUUUAUUUUAUUUUAUUUUUUUUCUUUUAGUUGAAAGGGCUAUUUGGGUUUUUUGUACCUCUUUAGAGGCACUUAGCUAUACUAAAGAACUUACGCUGUCUUGGAAGAAAAGAUCUACUUAAACUGUUAAUCUUAAAAUUUCUCCUCUGUCAAAUCAUCAUCUUUUGCCACUUUAAUCUGUGCUAACUUGACCGUAUAAUGAUAAUUAAUAUAUCUUGGCUUCAGAAAUAGAUUUUCUGUAUAAUAAAACAGCUAUGUAAUAAGAAAAAGAGCAAAGUAUUAACUUUACAGUUUUUGCUUAACUGGAGAGAUAGAUUUCAAUCAUAAAAUUAUUGACAGUUUUUCAGAUGUUUUGUGUAUUUGCAAAACAGGAAUGGGGAUUUAUAUGCAGUAGCUUUUUUUAAACAGUUAAUAUUACACUUUGCAGAGGUCACUGGGUUUUUUAACUAAUACUAGCUGUUUUUAUGUUACUGUUCUUUUUCCCUUGAAUUUCUGUACAGCUUUGGCAUAUAAUAAGCAUUUAUAAAUGGAAAAGCUUAACUAAAUAUUUAAUAUGUAGCAAACCUACCAUGUGGGAAAACAAACUCAAUGAAUGCAGAAAAUCAAGAUUUUAAGCUGGUGAUAAACUAUCUUAUUGUGUUGAAAGCCUUUUAAGUUAUUUAUUAGUUUAUUAAGUUGCAUUUAUUGGGGAAAGAUUUGUGUACACAAGCCUAGUACCUACUGUGUUUGGGAUGUCUGAGAACACCUUGCAUGAGGCUACUGGUUUCAUUGCAGUAUUUCGGUGUGACUGGGGCUGCAAGCUUUGUUGUUUUCACACCAACUUUUUGUAACUAACAGGACUUUACUGUGAAUUGCCUAAAGAAUAAUAUUUGACCUCAUAGUUUCAAAUCUCAAUGCAUUCCUAGGAAGUAUCUUUCAGAUGAAUAAUUGAAUGACAAAAUAUGACAGGUCCAACAAUACUGGACCCACUUUUGUAAUCGUUCAAGACAUAUCGUUACAACAAUAUGCAUCAUUACUAAUAGAAUUGAUAAGGCCAGCUUUUAGGUUACAGUUAGGUGUUCAGUGCCAGUAUUUCGAUCAGAAAAAUAAAACAAUGCAAAACAAUUUGAUUCUGAUAGUGAACUUGCCUGAUGAAGCUCACUAUAUAGGAGAUGUAACCUGUUGUUGCAAUUUGAAGGAGUAAAUUUUGGAUACUUGAGAAUACUUCAGAGUAAUAUUAAACAACAGUUUCUGCUGGCAUAGUCACUCUGAAAGCUCAUAAGCAAAAGUGAACUGUAGUUAUAUAAUAAUGCAUUCAGCAGAGGUAAUAACUGGAUCACAUAGCUGAACUUCACAAAGCUUUUCCUAAGAGCUCUGCUACCUUACUAUUCAGACAUCACCACUGAUCAUGGUGAAAAAUAGGCACCUGGUGUUACAAACAUGAAGAUCAGUGCUUGUAUCCACUGUGCUGUUCCAUUGUUUUACAGACCAUGGUUCUGCAGAAUUGAAUAGUUGACCUUCUGGUUAGCGGUGAGUGGGAGAUGGUCUUUCUUCGGAUCCAUUUAAUCCUAACACGAGUCCAGAAGGCUUAUGGAAAGCUAAAAUAUGGCAAUAAAAGCCUUUGAAACGUGUGGUGACAGUGAAACCAGAGGGACCAUAUUGCUGAAGUUGUGAGCAGUGCUUCCUACUGUGAUGUGAUACAAUCAAAAAUGUGUUUUAAAGUAAAGUAGCAACCCUGAUAGUCCUGACUUCCAUGUAUAUUGUGUGAGGUUCAAAGGAGUAUCUGCUCACUUCUGUAGUAAGUUUCUUUAAAACAGCAGCUGGCAAAUGCUUUCUUUGUUUGUUUCGUGGAGACCUUUAUCAGCACCUGGCAAUGGGAGGAAAGCAUCUUGCAGAAAUAGAAAAGCAAGCAAAAUGUGACUGAAAGAUUGGUAGAUGUUACUCAGGUUUCUUAAACAUUUUGUCUAACUUUUUGCCCACCACUUAAUCAAAAAAAUUUAGAAUGGUUUGUGUUGGAAUGGAUCUGGAAUGGACUACUUUCCACCAGACCAGGUUGUUUCAAGCCUCAUCAAAUAUGGCCUUGAACACUUCCAGAGAUGGGCAGCCACACCUUCUCUGGGUAACCUUAUCUAGUGCCUCACCACCUUCACAGGCAAGAGUCUCCACCUAACACCUAAUCUAAAUAUCCCCUUUUCUAGUUUAGAUCUUCCCCCUUGUGUUAUCACUCCCUGCCUGUGCAAAAAAUUUUCCCUCUUUUUUACAAGCCCCCUUAAAGUAUUGGAAGGCCCCAGUAAGAUCUCCCUGUUUCUGAGAGAUUUUAGGAAAUGUUUCUUUGGCAAAGAAUCCAUGUCUGUUUCUUUUUAAAUUCAGGUCUCCCUUCCUCUCUUAGUGAUGUGACUUCCGUUGCUGAUCUACAGCGCUUUCCCUGUGUUCCCUGCUCAGAACCAAGUAGGCUAAGUUAGUUUAAGAUUGUAUUUUGACUUCUGUUUAGUUUAAAUUUAUCUAUUUUUGAAGGAUUAUUUCCUUUAAAUAGUUCAAAUAACUUCAAAUCUCAUCUGAAACAUGAAUAAACUCAUUAACAUUUGUUUAAACUCUGCACUUCUAUUAUGUAGGUCCCUUUAGACAAAGAUUUAAGAUAGCGAUAAAUCCAUGUCUUCCAGCAAGUUCAGGGAGGUCCAAACAUUACACUUGGGCUAUUUCUGAGCUAAGAUAAGUUGAUUAAGAACAGGAGAAUAGAUUAUAGAAAGCCUAUUCUUACACUUUGUAGGUGAUAUUCUCAGGCUGCAUUUGUCCUCUUUUGAUUCCUUCUCAAGCUGUAGGUUAUGCCAGUUUCUGAGGUUUUGUUAGCUGUGUAGUCUUUUCCAGAACUUGUGUGCAUAAAGGAUCCACAGAUUAAAAAGUAGCAUCAGUACAAGAGAACAUCCUUGUACAGAAGAUACAUACAGAAAAUCAAUUUCUGUUGCGAUUGUUCUGAUUAAGAUCACAAGUACUGCAAAGUGUUUAGACAGAGAUAAAGUUCUUCCCUGGAUCGUAAAGUCAAAUUUGUCUUAACAAAAAAAAUACUACCAAGACAUCAAUACAACAUUUAGGCAGUAUAACCUUACUCUAUAAUGAUUGGCAAGUACAGAAAUUUCAGCUAACUACAAAGGAGCAACCCAAAGUACUGUACUUUGUUGCAGUAACUACAGCUAAGUGGUAAUGGGGAUAUUGGAUAUAUCGCAUAGAAAUUGAGCACAUCUGAUCUUAAUUAAAGCUGUUAGAAGGCUCUCCAAGGUAAAAGGCCUUAUGUGUCUCUAUUCUCAAAUAGCUGUGCUUUCCACAGAGAUAAUUUUGAUCAGUUUUUAAGCACUACACUUCAUGAUUUUUCACAUGACGUAUUUUGCACAUUUAUUUGUUUGACAUGGCCCCUCCACACCCAGAUUUAACCCCACAGUUUAUUUUGUCACUAUAAACUUCCUAGAUAGUUUUAGUUAAGGUUUAAGAAUUAAGUGCCCAGACAAAAUGGAGACAUUGAACAAGAAUGAGGCCAAAGAAAACUGUGUAUUCUCUUGGAGAAAUCUGUUACGGCUGAGCAAAAUCGUAAUGGAGGAAGGCAACAGCAGAUUGCUUGUAUCCUAAAGCAAAUAUUAAAUGUGAAUCUGUACCAUUAUGAGUAAGACUGUUAUUUUUAACAACUGCAGCCUAAAUCCCUAUGGUAAAUAGCCUAAAUCCUAAAUGGUAAAUAAAGAGCAAUAUUUUGACCUCACAGAUACCUACUCUUAAGAGCAUGUAGGCAGCAGAUGCUUAAAAGCCUGAUGUCUGAUCUCAGUGAGCAGGCUGAUGCAGAUUGGUCUGUCUGUGCUUCAGAGUGAUUUUUGUGCAACUCCUUUAGGAAGGCCUGCCAUGCUUUGUGACCUGUGCAGCACAUGCAGUGAAGUAGAUGGCAUGUCUCAUUUGCACUCCUGAGUACUAGACUGAAAGGUCUUCCUCCUCUAGGUGAGAUCAUGAAGCCAACAUGUCAUUUCCAGGCUGCUUUUACUGACAUCUGUAUAUGCUGCACUUAACUUUUUCCAGUCUCUCACUGUGGACUGCCAGGAGAGUAAUGUUGCACUGGAUGUUGUUUUGCAUUCCAGUGUAUAUGUAUUUUUGUACCAUUGAUUUCAGUGGUGUUUUUAAUGGAAAUUAUUUUUAAUCCUAAUGCCAUGGAUCAUAUUUUCAUUUUUUAAAUUAAUAUCAGUGCCUGCAACUAGAAGUCAAAAACUUCUACACUAUUUUUUUAAAAAAAAUUUAUGUUCAGGCUGAAGUAUUAACAGGCAUGCAGUUUUAUAUAAAUGUCUACAAUUCCCCUGUAAAUACCAGGUUUUUUCCCAUGUCAUUACACAUCAGUCAAGACCCUUAAACUUUGUACUUGCAGCAUUUUUUCUCAGCAACAUACUAUCCAUAUGACCCUGCUAUCUAUAAAAUACACAUCUCAAAAGAGCUUUGAAUAGCUUUAGUAGUAGGUCAUUACUCUUAUUGUGCUGCAACGUAUUUUUUAAAACCUGGCUUAAAAUUUUUGUGCUUAAAGUCAGCCUUAUUCUCUCUUCCUCUGCUCAUAAUAACUUUGCCUCCUAUAUGUGUUCUAAGCUUCCAGAAUGCAUUUCACAGUAUUUUUGAUAAAGGCAUUGGACAAAGAAAAAGGCACGAACAAUUGUAUUUCAUAAAGUCAGUUCAUACCCUUGUGAUGAUAUGCCAGCACUUUUUAUUUUUCCCAUCUUUGGUCAUUCCUUUGUUCUAUUGUUAACAGUACAUAAGGUUUUCUAGGAGGAAUAUACCUGGAAAAAUACUACAUAACAGAAGUUACAGAAAGCUGUCUAAUGUUUCAAGUCUUCCCAUUUAUGUGAGUAAAUAUUAAUGUAAAGAUGCUAUUAAAUAAUUUUAGCCUAAAAUUUCUCAUAAGGUAGACAUGUUACUAAUUGCACAGGGAACAUCCUCCAAGUUGUAAAUAUUUUACUUUAAAUCUACUUGUCUCUUUGUUGCUGGGAACACACAAAUUCAGUGUUGUUCUUCAGUUAAUAGUUUUUUGGGAGUUUUUUUUGUUUUUAAGUGAAAAGCACAUAAUACUUUCUACUCUAGAACACAGACCUAGGACAAAAAGACUCCCCUCCCUUCAUUUCAGUAUUUGCCAAAUGGAAAAGACUCUGAUGUUAUGCAUGUAAAUUUUAGCUUCCUCUUACUGCUACAAUACUGUUAAAAUAUGAUUUUUAUAGUUACAGCUUUACAAGUACUAAGACUCUCUUGCUUCACAGUGAGGAUGGUGUCAAGGGGUGUUGCAUUACCUGCUGUUUGAAAACAUACUGGCUCCUAUGCUUUUAGAUGUUCAUCAGGAUUUGUGCUCAGAAGAGCACAGCACAGGUUGAAAAAGCUCACUUUCAGGAUGUUUUUUGAUUGUUUUGAGGGUUUUUUUUAGUGAUAUGGAUAAUACUUGGGUAUAGCUAAUAACAACCUCCAGUAAUAUUGCAUUAUUUUUGUACACUGUAAAGUGCCUAAUCAUGGGUGACUCUGGUAGCCCUUGAAAUGGGUUUUGCUAUGAAAUUAUUUUUUUCAUACAUUUUUUGGCUGAUGUAAUUUCCAUGUGUGGUUAUGUGUUAUUACAUAUUGGAGACAAGAUUUUUAAGAAAUAUUUACCAUUCCUCUUACUUAAGUGAUAAUCUAACAAUUAAAUGGUAAUCUAACAA